AAGUUCAAGUAGAAGAAAUCGAAGGUGAAACCGAAGAAAAAACAAUUAAAAUCAGUAAACCGAAAUAUACAAAAGAAAAUUUUGCUUUAAGACCUUUAGUCAAAUGGAAUAGAUUCGGUCAAACAACCAAUGAUGAAAAAGCUUCUAAAGCUCCUAGAAUGAAAUUGAGAGGAAUAUAUUCAGAAUUUGGUUUUAGAAUCGUGUUGAAUGCAGUUAGUAAAGAUUAUGGUGACUUUAAAGUUUACAAACUGCCAGGACCUUUUAUCGUAACUUUAAUAUUCUUGGCUUGUAAAGAUAGUGAAUUUUGGAAAAAUAAAAAUAUUGGUAAAACACCAAUCAAUAUCAAUUCAAAGACCAAAGAAGUUCGGAAUUUCUGUAUAUGUGAACUGUACGAAUACACUUUUAAAAUACCAAUGUACACGGCCCAUGAUGGGUUACAAGAACCUAGAAAAGAUCCCGGAAUGCCGUUUUGCUUACCUGAAAAACCUACAUCAGAUGGAAUUCUUUUUUUUGGUUGCGAUAAACAAAAAGGUGGAUUCAGUCCAAAUAUUGCUUGGAUAGUAACGGUAACUGUGGAUCCUUUAGCCUUGCAAGAAAAAAUUGAUAAUACACUCUUGGCUAACACAACCACAAACAAAGAUGAACCUAUCGAUUUAGAAGAUGCGUUAUUUUUUGGAAUAAAGCAAAGUAAAACUGUUUUUUUACCGGGAUUAUUUUUAAUCGUUGAAUAUAGUAUUGCUUUAUUUGGAUAUGAUACUGAUAUAGAUAACCUACAAAAUCUCAGAUUAACUGGUGGUGCUGCAUUACAACAACUUAUCGAUGCUAUAAAAGCAAAUAACCCUGUUCCUUCUCAACCUGAAUCU
Molecule: messenger RNA, 863 nt
Organism: Dentiscutata erythropus
Lineage: Eukaryota; Fungi; Glomeromycota; Glomeromycetes; Diversisporales; Gigasporaceae
Source: the annotation of a GenBank genome assembly